Messenger RNA from Hippopotamus amphibius kiboko, 1066 nucleotides. RefSeq names its product apolipoprotein C2 (gene APOC2). Bases 527 to 904 code for a protein of 125 amino acids. Gene Ontology annotation, biological process: negative regulation of very-low-density lipoprotein particle clearance; chylomicron remnant clearance; high-density lipoprotein particle clearance. NCBI's taxonomy places the organism in Eukaryota, Metazoa, Chordata, Mammalia, Artiodactyla, Hippopotamidae. The record is from RefSeq and is a predicted model, not a curated record. The transcript has 3 exons. Gene Ontology annotation, molecular function: phospholipase binding; phospholipase activator activity; lipoprotein lipase activator activity. Gene Ontology annotation, cellular component: low-density lipoprotein particle; chylomicron; spherical high-density lipoprotein particle.
GGGGGCGGGGGACAGCAGGAGGGGGCCAAGAUUGUUCAAUCAGAAACUGCGAGACUCAAGAUAUUAGAUUCCAGUUUUAGAAUCAUGGAAUUUAGAGAAUUCCCUAGCGGUCCAGUGGCUAAGACUCCACGCUCCCAGUGCAAGGGGCACAGGUUUGACUCCUGGUAGGGGAACUAAGAUUCCGCAUUGCCGCCCAGCAUGGCCUAAAAAAAAAAAAAAAAAAUUAGAUUCCAGUUUUAGAAUAAUGGAAUUUAGGGAAUUCCUUGGUUGUCCAGUGGUUAGGACUCAGCGCUUUCACUGCCGAGGCUCAAUCCCUGAUUCAAUCCCAGGUUCAGUCCCUGGGCGGGGAGCUAAGAUCCCACAAGCCGCAUGCUGUGGCCAAAAAAAAAAAAAAGGAUAAGAUGUUACCAUCAGCAAUCAGGAGCAGCAUCACAGAAUGUUAGGAAGUGAGGCCCAAGUCAAGCCAUUAGGAAACUGACUCAGGUGGGGAGGAGGGGGGGAGGGGGUCCCAGGCCCGUAUCCCUGAAUGCAGGGGACCCCAGGAUUAGACGCCUCCCGUGGCCCACACCCUCCUCCGUGUUGCAGGUCUCCUGACACCAUGGGCACGCGAUACUUCCUGGCUCUGUUUCUCAUCUUCCUGGUGUUGGCAUUCGAGGUCCAGGGGGUAUCCACAGCCCAAGAAGACGAGACUACCAGCUCUGAUCUGCUCACCCAGGUGCAGGAAUCGCUCUUAGGUUACUGGGAUACAGCCAAGGCAGCUGCCCAGAGCCUGUAUGAGAAGACAUACCUGCCUGUCGUGGAUGAGAAAAUCAGGGACAUGUACAGCAAAAGCACAGCAGCUGUGACCACCUAUGCAGGGAUUUUUACUGACCAGGUCUUGUCUCUGCUGAAGGGAGAAGAUUAACAGCUGGGCCCCCAAUCGCGGUGGCGUGGGGGGUGUCCAGGUUCCAGCAAUCCCUUGGGUCCCCUGAUCUGCACCCCACCCCCACUUCCUAGCAACUUUCAACAUCCUGCUCCCAACUCUAGCCUGACUUCUUAUCAAUAAAAAGCCAAGUUUAUUCUUUUG